CUGAGUGGGGAACAAGGCCGGUUUGGGGAGCUCCGGGGCCGGAGCGGAGGGGAAGGCUGGAGUAAAGGCGAGAGCUGAGCUUCAGCACCGUGGCUGGAGGCCGGACUGUGGCCGAGGCUGGGCAACGACGGGCAGAGAACCUGUACCCGCAGCAAGCCGGCUCCCGGAUUCCCCGGUUGCCCCUGGUCUGACUCGCGGGGAAGGGAGCCGGGCGCGGCUGUUCUUGAAGAGGUUUCCUUGGAAACAUUUCAAGUUCCCUUGCCCCUCUCUUGUCCCAUGUCCCUCAGCUUAUUUCGGAGGUGCACAGUCCCGUUCCUCCUCCCUCUCCGAUGGAUCAGCUCCUAGUCUGUGUGUCAGAGGUGCAUCCGUAGACUGGAAAAGAAAGUUCCUGAGCUACAGAAAACGACACGAAUAACUCAUGAAAUGGCCACAGAUGAUAAGGCUUCCCCAACAUUGGACUCCGCUAACGAUUUGCCUCGGUCUCCAACUAGUCCUUCUCAUCUCACACAUUUUAAACCAUUGACUCCUGAUCAGGACGAACCUCCUUUUAAAUCAGCGUAUAGUUCUUUUGUAAAUCUCUUUCGAUUUAACAAAGAGCGAGCCGAAGGGGGCCAGGGAGAGCAGCCCCCUCUAAGUGGCAGCUGGACCAGCCCUCAGCUGCCUUCCAGAACGCAGUCUGUGAGGUCGCCUGCACCUUACAAAAAACAGCUUAAUGAGGAACUCCAACGGCGAUCUUCGGCAGUAUUAGAAGAGAACAGUUUGCAACACCCCCAGGAGAACACAGACACAAGAAGGAAAGCAGAACCUGCCUUUGGAGGUCAUGACCCUCGUACAGCUGUUCAGCUUCGAAGCCUCAGCACAGUAUUAAAACGCCUCAAGGAAAUCAUGGAGGGGAAAAGCCAGGAUAGCGACCUGAAGCAAUACUGGAUGCCAGACAGCCAGUGUAAAGAGUGCUAUGACUGCAGUGAGAAGUUUACGACCUUUAGGCGCAGACACCAUUGCCGCCUGUGCGGGCAGAUUUUUUGCAGUCGUUGCUGUAAUCAAGAAAUCCCUGGAAAAUUUAUGGGCUAUACGGGGGACCUCCGUGCUUGCACAUACUGUAGAAAAAUAGCCUUAAGUUAUGCUCAUUCCACAGACAGUAAUUCCAUUGGGGAAGACUUGAAUGCUCUUUCAGAUUCAGCUUCCUCUGUGUCUGUGCUGGAUCCAAGCGAACCUCGAACGCCUGUUGGAAGUAGAAAAGCCAGCCGCAACAUAUUUUUAGAGGAUGAUUUUGCCUGGCAAAGUUUGAUUCAUCCAGACUCCUCAAAUUCUCCUCUUUCAUCAAGGCUUGUAUCUGUUCAAGAAGAUGCUGGAAAAUCUCCUGCUCGAAAUAGAUCAGCCAGCAUUACUAACCUGUCGCUGGAUCGAUCCGGUUCUCCCAUGGUGUCUUCAUAUGAGACGUCCGUCAGCCCCCAGGCUAACCGAGCGUACGUUAGGACGGAGACGGCUGAGGACGAGCGCAAAAUUCUCCUGGACAGUGUUCAGUUAAAGGACCUGUGGAAGAAAAUCUGCCAUCACAGUAGUGGGAUGGAGUUUCAGGAUCACCGUUACUGGCUGAGAACACAUCCCAACUGCAUCGUGGGGAAAGAAUUAGUCAACUGGUUAAUCCGAAAUGGGCACAUUGCUACGAGGGCACAGGCUAUCGCAAUCGGACAGGCCAUGGUGGACGGACGGUGGCUGGACUGUGUCAGUCAUCACGACCAGCUCUUCAGGGACGAAUACGCGCUGUACAGACCGUUGCAGAGCACAGAAUUUUCCGAGACUCCUUCUCCAGACAGCGACUCCGUGAACUCUGUGGAAGGACACUCCGAGCCAUCGUGGUUUAAAGACAUAAAGUUUGACGACAGCGACACGGAACAGAUAGCUGAAGAAGGUGACGAUAAUUUGACUAACUCUGCCAGUCCUAGCAAGCGCACAUCAGUCAGCAGUUUCCAGUCCACAGUGGACAGUGACUCAGCCGCUUCUAUCAGCCUGAACGUGGAGCUGGACAACGUGAACUUCCAUAUCAAGAAGCCCUCCAAGUACCCACAUGUGCCCCCUCACCCUGCUGACCAAAAAGAGUAUUUGAUAUCUGACAAUGGAGGACAACAACUCUCAAUAAGUGACGCCUUCAUCAAAGAAUCCUUAUUUAAUCGUCGAGUUGAGGAAAAAUCCAAAGAGCUGCCGUUCACACCUUUGGGUUGGCAUCAUAACAACCUGGAGCUGCUGAGGGAGGAGAAUGGAGAGAAACAAGCCAUGGAGAGGUUGCUUUCAGCUAAUCAUAACCACAUGAUGGCACUACUCCAACAGUUGCUCCAUAAUGAGUCCUUGUCACCAUCUUGGAGGGACAUCAUCGUAUCACUGGUCUGCCAGGUUGUUCAGACAGUCCGACCUGAUGUCAAGAACCGGGAUGAUGACAUGGACAUCCGUCAGUUUGUCCAUAUUAAAAAAAUCGCAGGUGGAAAGAAGUUUGAUUCUGUGGUUGUCAAUGGAUUUGUUUGUACCAAAAAUAUUGCACAUAAAAAGAUGAAUUCUUGUAUUAAAAAUCCCAAAAUUCUUCUGUUGAAAUGUUCCAUCGAGUAUCUCUACAGAGAAGAAACUAAAUUUACUUGCAUUGAUCCUAUUGUGCUUCAGGAAAGGGAAUUCUUGAAGAAUUAUGUUCAGCGGAUAGUUGAUGUUCGACCCACAUUGGUUCUAGUUGAGAAAACAGUGUCUCGGAUUGCCCAAGACAUGUUGCUGGAACAUGGCAUUACUUUGGUCAUUAAUGUAAAAUCACAAGUUUUAGAACGAAUCAGUCGGAUGACCCAAGGUGAUUUAGUAAUGUCGAUGGACCAGCUGCUUACAAAACCCCACCUGGGCACCUGUCACAAAUUUUAUAUGCAGAUAUUUCAGUUGCCUAAUGAGCAAACCAAAACACUGAUGUUUUUUGAAGGCUGUCCACAGCACCUGGGCUGUACAAUCAAGCUUAGAGGAGGCUCUGAUUAUGAGCUGGCCCGGGUUAAGGAGAUCCUAAUAUUUAUGAUCUGUGUGGCUUAUCAUUCUCAACUGGAAAUCUCCUUCCUCAUGGAUGAAUUUGCUAUGCCUCCUAUGUUAACACAAAACCCUUCCUUCCAUUCUCUGAUUGAGGGGCGGGAGGACGAAGGCACCAUACAAGAGUCAUUCAGCGGAAGCCCCCUCCCCCGGGAGCCUGACUUUCCUCCAGAAUUUCUGCCCUCCGACGAGAGCAGUUUACUGGAAUCAAGAAUUGUGUUUGAGAAGGGUGACCAGGAAAAUAAAAGCAUUCCACAGGAUGUUGCGUCUUUGAAGCAUCAGGAGUGUGCCACCACAGCUUGCCCGGCAGGGAUCCCCUGUGCUUUCUUUCCGUCAGUCCCGGAAUCGCUGCUGCCUCUCCACGUGGACGACCAGCAGGAUGACAGGGGCACUGAGCAGCCAGAGGCUCUGCAGCACACGGAUGAGCUACGGGACCCCAAAAGCCAGAUGAGAGCCUUCAGAGACCCUUUACAGGAUGACACUGGAUUGUAUGUUACUGAGGAGGUUACCUCUUCUGAAGAUAAACGAAAGACUUAUUCUUUGGCCUUUAAACAGGAAUUGAAAGAUGUAAUCCUCUGUAUCUCCCCAGUAAUCACGUUCCGGGAGCCUUUCCUUUUAACUGAAAAAGGGAUGAGGUGCUCCACCCGAGAUUAUUUCGCAGAGCAGGUUUACUGGUCUCCUCUCCUCGAUAAAGAGUUCAAAGAAAUGGAAAACAGGCGGAAGAAGCAGCUGCUUAGGGAUUUCUCUGGUCUUCAAGGCAUGAACGGAAGUGUUCAGGCCAAGUCUAUUCAAGUGCUGCCCUCGCAUGAGCUCGUGAGCACCAGAAUUGCUGAGCAUCUCGGGGAUAGCCAGAGCCUGGGUAGAAUGCUGGCUGAUUAUCGGGCCAGAGGAGGAAGAAUUCAGCAGAGAAAUGCAGACCCUUUUGCUCAUUCAAAGGAGGUACCUGGUACUUCCAGUGGCAGAUCAGGAAGCAGAACUGAUGGUGACGAGGAGAAAGGGUUGAUUCCAAGUGACGCAGUGUGGUCGACAAAGGUGGACUGUCUGAACCCUGUGAACCACCAGAGACUGUGUGUGCUCUUCAGCAGCUCCUCUGCCCAGUCCAGCAACGCCCCCAGCGCCUGCGUCAGCCCUUGGAUUGUAACAAUGGAAUUUUAUGGAAAGAAUGAUCUUACAUUAGGAAUCUUUUUAGAGAGGUACUGUUUCAGGCCUUCUUAUCAGUGUCCUAGCAUGUUCUGUGAUACCCCCAUGGUGCAUCAUAUUCGGCGCUUCGUCCAUGGCCAAGGCUGUGUGCAGAUAAUCCUGAAGGAGUUGGAUUCUCCAGUACCUGGAUAUCAACAUACAAUUCUUACCUAUUCCUGGUGCAGAAUCUGCAAACAGGUAACACCAGUUGUUGCUCUUUCCAACGAGUCCUGGUCCAUGUCAUUUGCAAAAUACCUUGAACUUAGGUUUUAUGGGCUCCAGUACACGCGCAGAGCCAAUGCUGAACCAUGUGGUCACUCCAUCCACCAUGAUUAUCACCAGUAUUUCUCCUAUAAUCAGAUGGUGGCAUCUUUCAGUUAUUCGCCCAUUCGCCUUCUUGAAGUAUGUGUUCCACUCCCCAAGAUAUUCAUUAAACGUCAGGCCCCAUUAAAAGUGUCCCUUCUUCAGGAUCUGAAGGACUUCUUUCAGAAGUAAGUUUUAAUUUCUUUGAUGGUCUUUUUUAAAAGAUUUUUUAAAAAUCUUAAAUAUUUUAAAAUGCAGGAUUGUUUCUGUCCCGUGUAGAUGGAGGAAGGCGAGUUCAAGACCUGGGUGGAGAAGAUGCAAGCCAGGCUCAUGUCCUCCUCUGCGGACGCCCCUCAGCAGCUGCAGUCCAUCUUCGAGUCCCUCAUCGCCAAGAAGCAGAGCCUCUGCGAGGUGCUGCAGGCCUGGAACAACAGAUUGCAGGACCUUUUCCAGCAGGAAAAGGGUAGAAAGCGACCUUCAGUUCCUCCAAGUCCUGGAAGACUGAGACAGGGGGAAGAGAGCAAGAUAAGUGCAAUGGAUGCAGCUCCACGAAAUAUUUCUCCAGGACUUCAAAAUGGAGAAAAAGAGGACCGCUUCCUGACCACGCUGUCCAGCCAGAGCCCCGCGGGCUCCGCGCACCUGCAGCUGCCCACCCCACCGGAGGCCCUGCCUGAGCAGCUGGUGGGGGCGCCCCCCGAGCUCGAUACAGCCAGCAGUUCCGAAGAUGUGUUUGAUGGACAUUUGCUGGGAUCCACAGACAGCCAGGUGAAGGAAAAAUCAACCAUGAAGGCCAUCUUUGCAAAUUUGCUUCCAGGAAAUAGCUAUAACCCUAUUCCAUUUCCUUUUGAUCCAGAUAAGCACUACUUAAUGUACGAACACGAACGGGUGCCCAUUGCGGUUUGUGAGAAGGAGCCCAGCUCUAUCAUUGCUUUUGCUCUCAGUUGUAAAGAAUACCGAAAUGCCCUAGAGGAGUUGUCCAAAGCUACUCAGCGGAACAGUGCCGAAGAAGGGCUUCCAACAAAUAGUACUUUGGACAGCCGCCCAAAGAGCAGCAGCCCUAUUAGGUUACCUGAGGGGAGUGGCGGACAGACGAACCGCACAGCCGAAGCGGAGCCCCAGCCAACCAAAAAGACUUCUGGAAUGCUGUCCUUCUUCCGAGGAACAGCAGGGAAAAGCCCUGACCUCUCUUCUCAGAAGAGAGAGACCUUGCGUGGAGCAGACAGUGCUUACUACCAGGUUGGGCAGAUGGGCAAGGAGGGGGCGGAGAAUCAAGGCGCCGAGUCUCAAGAUGAGGUAGAUGGAGGAGAUAUGCAAAAAAAACAACUCAUAAAUCCUCACGUGGAGCUUCAGUUUUCUGACGCGAAUGCCAAGUUUUACUGUCGCCUCUACUACGCGGGGGAGUUUCACAAGAUGCGCGAGGUGAUCCUGGGCAGCAGUGAGGAGGACUUCAUUCGCUCUCUGUCCCACUCGUCACCUUGGCAGGCCCGUGGGGGCAAGUCGGGAGCCGCCUUCUAUGCCACGGAAGAUGACAGAUUCAUUUUGAAGCAGAUGCCUCGUCUGGAAGUCCAGUCUUUCCUCGACUUUGCACCGCACUACUUCAACUAUAUUACAAAUGCUGUUCAACAAAAGAGGCCCACUGCAUUGGCCAAAAUUCUUGGAGUUUACAGAAUUGGUUAUAAGAAUUCUCAGAACAAUACUGAGAAGAAGUUAGAUCUCCUCGUCAUGGAGAAUCUUUUCUAUGGGAGGAAGAUGGCCCAGGUUUUUGAUUUGAAGGGUUCACUUAGGAAUAGAAACGUAAAAACUGACACGGGGAAAGAGAGCUGUGACGUGGUCCUGCUGGAUGAAAACCUCUUGAAGAUGGUCCGGGACGACCCCCUGUAUAUCCGCUCUCACUCCAAAGCCGUGCUGAGGGCCUCGAUCCGCAGCGACUCCCACUUCCUCUCCAGCCACCUCAUCAUAGACUACUCCUUGCUGGUUGGACGAGAUGACACUAGCAAUGAGCUGGUAGUCGGAAUCAUAGACUAUAUUCGAACAUUUACAUGGGACAAAAAGCUUGAAAUGGUUGUGAAAUCCACAGGAAUUUUAGGGGGACAAGGUAAAAUGCCUACUGUGGUCUCUCCAGAGCUGUAUAGGACUAGAUUUUGUGAAGCAAUGGACAAGUAUUUCCUGAUGGUACCAGACCACUGGACAGGCUUAGGUCUGAACUGCUGAAAUGAACCAUGAAUGAGAAGGAGCCUGGAACAAAGGACCAAAAAUAAGCUACACGUUUGAUUUCUUCAUCAUUCACCACAGUAUGCCAAGGCCUUUCUGUUCUGUGGUUGUGUGAGCUCUGGGUAACUGAAGGGUUCGAACUCCAUGGAUUUGCACUUUGGUUUUGAUGCCUACCAAUUAGCCAUCCUUAGAGGCCGGGAGGUCGCAUGAACAUUUUUCCACUUAAGCGAGAAUAUAGACCCAUUUCAAAGGGCUAAAGACAAAUGUGUGGUCAGAGAUGAGCUAGGGUAAAAAAUGGGUUGUCAGACUUAGUAACAAUCCUGUUAAGAAAGUAAUGUCUCCUAGAUUGUGACUUUCCUGGCAUCAUGUUUGACACGUUCUUUACUUGGAAAGCAUUUGUAGAGCUGGUGACUUUGUUUUGUGUUUCUUAUGUAAUAGUGUAAAAUUAUGUAUUAGAAUUUCUGAAAUCUUUAAAAAAUUCCAAAUUAUAUUGUUAAUGGCUAGUCAAACAGAUUGACACAAUCUGUUCUUGUUUUAUUGAGAAAUUUGACCUAAAUUGAGAAUCCUGUUGUGUGUUCUUAUCUUGCUCUGGUUUUGAGUAUGCUUGAUGUAUUUUAGUUCUCUCUUCGCUACAGGAGACCAUAGCUAUUAACGCAAAGCCUUCUUUUGGAGCUUUUUAAAAAACUUGUUUAUAGCUUUUUUGCAGUUAAUAUGUUCAUCUACACUUACCUGCACCUGUUCAUCUUCUAGGUUUUCCUCCACUUUCAGGGAAACAGAAAAUGAGUCUAUAAUGACUAAAUUCCCAAAGGGAAAAUUACUAAGGAUUUUUUUAAAUGUAAAAAAUGAAUUAGACCUUAUCCAAGACACUUGUUUGUUUUUUGUAAAGGUGAAGUGUCUUUUUCUGUACAAAUAACAAUUUAAGUGGCAUCUACAAAACUAAGAAGUUUCUAGUGUGGACAUCCCUGUUUCUUGACUUUCUGUGCCAGUUUCUAGGCCAGUUCUGAUUAUUGAGAAAUGUUAAGAUAUUUAUAGUAAGGAACUUGUUGUUUAGUAGAGUUUUUGUUUGUUUAAAAAAUGAUCAGAUAGAGUACUAAACUGUCUUUGAGGAAAUAACAACGCCAAAUAUUUCCUUGUGACUUCUUUCCCUAAUAAGGAUACUUUGGAGAUUUAUAAAGUUUUAUAUAGAGUUCUAUUCCUUUCCGGCUUUCCUGUAAUAGCACAUUUCUGUUGUAACUUUCACAAAACAAGAAAAAGGAAUCUGGGUACAUUCCAUUUACAGAGACUUAAACGUAUGUGAAAUAGGAACAUUUUGGAAAGUUUGCUUCAGAGAAUGAAAGCAUUAGUUUGGUGUUUGGUGCUUAUUGGAAGCGCAGUUUGUUUUGAACUAGAAACAGUUGCCCAAGGACCUAGAACUGAUGAUAAGCACUUUAAAACAACAACCACCACCAUGGGUGUGCCUUCUGAAAACCUACAACACUGGUGGUUUUAGAUUUUGAGGAGGGAAGGACUGCCUCCUGCAGGAGAGACAGUGGAACCUCGUUAACUUCUUGUGAGUCCAGGAACAGUGGAUGGUGCGUCUCUUUCUGAAUGUACACACGGUUUUGUCUCUGUCCUUUUUUCCUGUCAGGAUACUUAGGAGUGUUUCUCUUGUCCAUUUCCUGUCCGUUUCAGUCACGACCCGCCAGAAGGUAUCUUCCCUCAGCUGUAAUCAGGUGGCUUCUCAGUUUUAGCCUCAACACUAUGUGUACCUCACUGGACUGACUACCUCCUGACAGGAAUGUGUCAUGUUGAUUUUGUUUGGCUUGCUCAUGACUUGUAGGAUUAUUUUGUAAAGCACUCUGCCUCUUAGAUAAUUUUGUGGCCAAAAAAAUUCCAGGAUAAUAUAAUUUUGAAGCAACAUUUGCUGCCUUGCAAGGGUGACCUGUCCUUUUAAAACUGUCUUAAUGAAAGGGAAAUUAGUUUGGCUGCUUUUUUGAGACCACUACCGUAGAUCUGUAAGGUGUCCCAGAUCACGUGCUCUUCAGUGGUAAGCACUGAAUGACUGCUCGCCUCUCUUGAAUUCCCUUUCAAGGCUUGGAGGAUAUUAAUGUUGAAAAGUGAAGACCGUGGAAGGAAUCCGAAUACUUUUCUUCCUUAGAAUAAAAUGUGACCCCUGAGAAUGACUGAUAAUAGCACAAGAUGUGAAUGUGUUGCAUUGUAUAAAAAUCUAAUUUGUAAACGUUAAGCUUGUUGAUGCCAUCAAAACUUUAUGGAACAAUAAAAAAAGAUUUCCUUUUUCUUAUCUACGCCUGAGAAAAAUGAGGGGAAUCCGCGAUUCCAAGCCCUUUUGUAGCCUGUUGAAUAAUUUACGUCUAUAGACCUUCAAGAUUUCCUACAAAUAUGCUGCUUCUAAUUUUUUCCUUGAUCCAGUUGUGAGUGGUUUUCUAGCUUUGGCUUCUAUGGGGUCUUGUAAAUAGGGUGGUAUUGGUUUUGGUGGCAUCAGUGUCUCCUUGGCAUUUGACCUGUUAGCGGUGGGCUUGUAUAAAACUGCCAAGGGAAAGUAACCUACCUGUAGAACGUGUGCGUAGCUAGCAGAGGGAAGCUCCUGUGAAUGAGCCUGGUAGGGGACCAGGCCAGGCCAUUCCCCAGUCCUCAAGUGUUAACAUACCGACUUACGCAGUAUUCAGACCAUCUAGUGCAAUGCCUUUUUGUUUUUGUAACAUGGGUGCAGUGUAUUAUAGAAAAAUAAAGAUUACAAUCAUGAGCAGUUUUAUUAAUGCUGCUGUGCUGUUUUGUAAAAAAUGUACAUUAUGUCUUUUGACAGGUUUAACUAGAGAAAUGACAUUGUAAAUCAUAAUAUCCUUUUAAUUUAAUAUGAAAAAUUCAAUUAACAAUAUUGAAAAUACUUAAUGUAUUAUAUUGUAUAUAUUUCUCUACUUUGGUUCUAGCUGUUUUAUAUGAUUGACAUGUUAUUUAAGAAAUAAAACUGCCUUGACCUUUUGGAGACUUAUACUGUAAAUAAAGACGACUUACAAUAAACUGAGAAUCAACUUCA
Suricata suricatta (meerkat) is the source of this 9775-nucleotide messenger RNA. RefSeq names its product phosphoinositide kinase, FYVE-type zinc finger containing (gene PIKFYVE). Gene Ontology annotation, molecular function: ATP binding; 1-phosphatidylinositol-3-phosphate 5-kinase activity; metal ion binding. The transcript is spliced from 42 exons. Gene Ontology annotation, biological process: phosphatidylinositol metabolic process; intracellular signal transduction. The record is from RefSeq and is a predicted model, not a curated record. Lineage: Eukaryota; Metazoa; Chordata; Mammalia; Carnivora; Herpestidae.